This is a messenger RNA of Stegastes partitus (bicolor damselfish), 2256 nucleotides long. RefSeq names its product sorting nexin 10b (gene snx10b). The transcript is spliced from 6 exons. Gene Ontology annotation, molecular function: phosphatidylinositol phosphate binding. Gene Ontology annotation, biological process: intracellular protein transport; cilium assembly; vesicle organization. The record is from RefSeq and is a predicted model, not a curated record. Lineage: Eukaryota; Metazoa; Chordata; Actinopteri; Pomacentridae. Gene Ontology annotation, cellular component: endosome. The coding region runs from base 99 to 761 and encodes 220 amino acids.
AGUAAAAGUACAAAUAAAAGGUAGUACUCCUAAGCUAAGCCUCACGUUGUCUGUCGGAUUUUCGGUGACUCACAUUCAAGCUUUAAACAUUUUGGAUUAUGAGGGAAGAAAAUGACCACACUAAGAGUCAGCAGAUCACUAGUGUCUGGGUGCGGGACCCGCGGAUACAAAAGAAUGAUUUCUGGCACGCCUACAUAGACUAUGAAAUUUGUUUACAUACCGACAGUGUGUGCUUCACCAAGAAGACCUCGAGUGUAAGACGGCGGUACAGCGAGUUCGUAUGGCUCAGACAGAAACUGCAAGCAAAUUCACUGCUGAGGGUACGGCUUCCAGAGCUGCCCCCUAAAAACCCUUUUUUCAGUCUGAACAACGCCAGGCAGAUCGGUGAUCGCAUGAAAGGGCUCCAGAAGUUUUUGGAACAGAUCCUUCAGAGCCCUCUGCUGCUGUCCGACAGUUGCCUGCACCUUUUCCUACAGUCACAGCUCAGCGUGGCCAAAAUGGAGGCCUGCGCUGCCGGACGGACCCACUACUCCGUGGCCCAGGCCGUCGAGCGCUGUGGCCUGAGGAGGUUCCACUCAGUGGAGGACCUGCAGAAGGACCUCAGCAUGUCGUGUGACUCUGACUCAGAUAGCUCAGAGUGCAGAGACCCAGAACACAAGAUUAAAGAUUUAGGAAUAAACAAAUCAAAGAGUUCAGCUUUACUCGAUCUCAUGGGAACCAGUCAGGAGGAAACACUAAGCUGUUCGUCUGGUUCUACAUGAAAACAUCAUCUUCGUGCUGUUGGCAGAAUGUCGGAGUCUACUCACACUGGCAUCUCAUAAAAACUUUUUGUUUCUGAGAAUAAGAAAGCUACCUGUUACCCUGUCGUACUGCAUUUUUUGGUUGCACGGUUGCUCCAAAUGAUUUCAUUUCUAAACACAUGUUCUCAGUAAGACAAUCUGUUUUGAAAAAAAGGAGUGUAAAUUGUAGUUUUAAUGUAUUAUUUGCAUAUUUUGCACUUUAUCCUUCAAGUCUUGUCAGUGUGCUGUCUGCUUAAGUUGUGUCUACAAUUUGCCUAAAGAUGGCAGUGUUGUUGCAUGUAUCUGUUUGUGUGUUCACAUGCUGUAUCUGUCUACAUGUGCUUCAUAAACAAACUUCACAGAAGCAUCUUGACUUUUGCUCAUUCGUGCUGUGAAACCGGCCACAUGUGUGCGGAUAACAAUGUAAUAUGUUCAGCAGUGACAGAAUAAUGCCUCUCCCACUCCUAAUAAAGUGGGGGAGCUUGUCAUCUGGUGGCCACUGCAGUGCUUAGCGGUGUGACAUGUAUAAUAGGGUCUCUGCAGGGUUUUUCAGACAGCCCCCCUGUCAGGUGUGAGGCUGGUAGGAGAGUCCUGUAGGAUCCCAAUGGACUCGCUCCUGUCUGAGAGGGCCACCAGGUAGACAGGCUACAUUGCUCCCUGCUGAACAAAACGCCAGCUGCACUGACAAGCCACCCUUUCUAUCUGCCUCCCUUGCUUUGUGUUCGCUCGCUCGUGUCUUUGCAUGUGUGUGUGUGCGUGUAUGUUCUCCCACAGUGAGCACCAUCACGCUUAUGCAGAGGUAAUGACCACUAAACAGAGCGAAGGCAAACUGACAUUUCUGCAGCGCUAAUUAGAUUAGCUGUUCCUCUCUGCAGCGGCCGUGUGAUUCAUUAUAAAUUCAGAACAGGAACAGACAAUAGGCUUAUGUUACAGAGAGGUGACGUCACCUCAGACCCUCUCUGAGCAGCACAGCGGUUUGGGAAACAGAAAGCCCAUAAACUCAGACUUGGGGGGUGGGAUGUCUUUCCUGAAGAUGUGUGGGUGGAGAUCUAUGUAUGCUAAUGCGGUACAUGCAUGUGCCACCUUUGUCACUGCCUGUCAGUACCAUCCUGCAGCUUCAAACACGUGCACAAGGGCUGUCAGUGCUGCAGAUGUUUGCUUUUGCUGGAUAUUCAAAAGAAGGUUUAUGUCUCUUAAUAUACCCACGAAACACGCAUAGGGUGGUAAAAUUAAGCAGUUUUACUCUAAAGCAUGCACAUUAUCAUCUGAUUGUUAGAUUCUUUUGCAUCUUUUACUUGUCCUUCUGCAAAAAAAAACAACUUUCUAAGAUAAUUUUAGCAGUUAGUCAUCAAAAAAAUGUUCUAUUCAGUUCUAAUUUAUAUAUUUGAAUUAUAUUUGACUGACAUAAUGUCUGUAAACUCUCUGAUAUAUACACAAAUCUGUCUAAAAAUAAUAAUACAUUAAAAUAUGACCUAUG